This is a messenger RNA of Budorcas taxicolor (takin), 2890 nucleotides long. It is a transcript of the gene PPP2R2D, whose product is annotated as protein phosphatase 2 regulatory subunit Bdelta. Gene Ontology annotation, molecular function: protein phosphatase regulator activity. The record is from RefSeq and is a predicted model, not a curated record. NCBI's taxonomy places the organism in Eukaryota, Metazoa, Chordata, Mammalia, Artiodactyla, Bovidae. Gene Ontology annotation, biological process: peptidyl-serine dephosphorylation. Gene Ontology annotation, cellular component: protein phosphatase type 2A complex; cytosol.
UCCAUGUGUAGGCCGUGGGGUCGCAGAGUCGGAAAUGAUUGAGCGACUUUCACUUUCUGGAAAGAGUAUCUUGAACUCAUUUUUCUGGAGGGCAGUUUCACGUUAUCUGUCAAACUUUAAGCAAGUGUUGGGAGCAUAUGGCUUCGUUACAGGAAUAUGUCAGCAUUUCAUGAAGACGUAUUUAGAGCCGUGCUUUGCAGCAAUGUGAUAUCUGGAAGAGCUUACGUGUGCCAGUCAUGAUGUGGUCAAACGCGAUGUGUCACGCCCAUGCCGUGGGUUAAGGGGCCCGUGCCCGUCGGAAAGCAGCCUGUGGAACGCUGGAGGGGCUCCGGCUUCUAUUCUGCACUGCCUUGCAUUAAUGUUCCAUGCUGCGGAGGCGCCGUUUGUGAUGAUACAAAGACCAGUUAAGAGGAGGGAAAGACUAGCGUUAUGACGAUGGAGAAAGUUCCUCUUCCUGCUGCUUAUGAACACGUACUGUUGAGACUGCCACCUGUCACCCUGGACAUGAUUAUUUUCCAUUAUAGGUCAUUACUAUAAGAUGCGAGACACUGGCUAUAGAGGUAGGACACCCGCUUUGAGCAGGCCCCAGCCGCAGGCUUGGGUCUCUGGUGCUCCGACCCUUCCAUGGAGCAGCCGGAGAGGAGAGUCUCUGCAGCAGCUGACUAAGAUGAAGAGUCUACUUCUGGUCAGAAAACACGCUCACACCAGCCUCUCAGAAGACCAGACCCAAGGCUUUGUCCGAUCGGUCUGUGCUCAGCAAAGCUGAACCCCAGAGAAAGUGGAUUCCCCUGAAGCCCAACCUGGGUGUCCUUCCCGAUCAGAAAUCUAUGUCAUAAACCCAGGUCCACCUCCUCUGCCUGAAGUGCUUGCCUCUGAACACCCGAGGCCUUUGAGGUCUGGGGUUUGCUCUUUCUUCCUGUGGCUUUACCCGCCCCGAGCGGCUGUCCAGGUCUCUGUGCUGACCGUGUCAGAAAUCUCAGCGUCCCACUGGGUGACGAUGUCAUCCUUAUCAAAGGCAGUGACUCCCCAGACCUGAGACUUUCUCUGGCACUCUCAGUGACGCUGCUUUGUCCAGAAGCUGACCAGUCACCACACAGAGGAACGCACGUCUGUCUCUGUCACGUAAGCAUCAGGUUUGUCUUUAAAUUGACGCCGGGCAUGGAUUUUAAGUUGGGCAGCGGUCUUCUAGAGCCAGUUCUCCGUUUUUGCUUUUUCUCAAAAUUAAUUUCCUAAAUUUCUACUCUGUAUCGAGUAGCAAGACAGCCCAGUCUAGAGAAAUGCUGAUGUGCCAGGGACCCAUGAACCCGUACGGACUCUGGGCUCCAGAGCCAGAAAGUGGAUGCUGGAUAAUUACAGGUUUCUCGUGGAAAUGUUCUUCAUCCAAGGAGAAAAUUUCAUAUGUGCUCAUCUUGUCCAGGCUCUGCACUUGGACUCCCCAGCCACCUGUGUGACUGGGUGCUCCCCGCAGACGGUGAGUGUUUUCAGCAGAACAGCAGAGCUCUUGAGAAAGUCACUUCCCGGUUCUGUGAAACCAGACUGGCCUCACUUCUUCGAUUAUUGCAGAUUACAGUGCCUGUAAUCGCCUCCUUCAAACACCUAAGCUCUUAAACCUCCUGCCUGCGAGCCCUGCCUUAACCAUGCGCUUCCAGACAUCAUGGACAGAAGCCAGCCAACAUGGAGGAGCUGACGGAGGUGGUCACAGCGGCAGAGCCCGACCCCCUCUAGUGUUGCCUGCUCAUCCACAGCAGAGGCCGACCCCCUCCAGUGCCACAAGCCCAUCUACAGCGGAGCCUGAUCACUACCAGUGCUGCCUGCUACGUCCACGGCGGAGCCUGCCCCGCUCCAGGGCAGCGUGCUCGUCCACGGCGGAGCCUGCCCCGCUCCAGGGCAGCGUGCUCAUCCACAAUGGAGCCUGACCCCCUCCAGAGCAGCGUGCUCAUCCACGGCGGAGCCUGCCCCCCUCCAGAGCAGCGUGCUCGUCCACGGCGGAGCCUGCCCCGCUCCAGGGCAGCGUGCUCAUCCACAAUGGAGCCUGACCCCCUCCAGAGCAGCGUGCUCAUCCACGGCGGAGCCUGCCCCCCUCCAGGGCAGCGUGCUCGUCCACGGCGGAGCCUGACCCCCUCCAGGGCAGCGUGCUCGUCCACGGCGGAGCCUGACCCCCUCCAGGGCAGCGUGCUCGUCCACAAUGGAGCCUGACCCCCCUCCAGGGCAGCGUCUACAGCAGCAGCACAGGGCCGUCUGCCCCUGUGACACGCGGUCCUCCGCCCUGUGCUGCCAGCAUGCCAAGGAAGUGGAGACACUGUGUUUUCCGGUUUUGGAAGAGCCCAGCAGUAGGUCCUUCUCAGAAAUCAUCUCCUCCGUGUCCGACGUGAAAUUCAGCCGCAGCGGUCGGUACAGGAUGAGCCACGACUGCCUGUCAGUGGAGGUGUGGGGCCUCGACACGGAGCGCCGGCCCGUCGAGACCCACCGGGUCCACGAGCACCUGCGAAGCAAGCCGUGUCCACUCUGCGAAAAUGACUGCAUCUUCGAUAAUGAGUGCUGCUGGAGUGGCUCCACCAGCGCUGUCCUCACGGCCUACAACAGCUCCUCCUGGGUGUUCGACCGGUCCACCCGGAGGGUCAAGACGCCGGAGGCCUGCAGGGUGAACAGCAAGCCUUGGGCCAGCCUGCAGCCUCGCAGGGUAUAUGUGGGCGGGAGGCAGAAGGGUGAGGUGAGCGUGGGCAGCCUGGACCAGCAGGAAGACCCUGCACACGGGCACCCGGCCAAGAGUGUCAUUGCUAUGGCUGCCAUGUACACCUUCCAGGACGAGGUCAGCUACGGCGCACAGGGCCCCGCGUCUGCAGAAUCACGCCUGCUUGCUGUCGGAGCUCGGUGGCCGCCAUGCCUCUGA